CCGAAGAUCAAAAGUUGACCCACUUAGUGAUUGUCCUCUCGGAGACGGCUGGAAGGUUGUUGAACUGGACCUUGACAAGAAGAUGUCAGCUGCCUUGGUCAAGUGUUUCUGUUUUUUACAGAGGGUGUGAUACUACAAUGAAACUGUCUGAGCUUGGGUCACACAUUCUGGACUGUUUACAUAAACCUACAGGGGACCUAGAUGCAAAGGAUGUAACUGAGACAGAUUGGUAUAAGAAGCACUUUGAAUCAGCCAAAUGUUGGGAGACAGAGACCAAACACACCUGUGAGCUUCGUAACUGGGAGGAAAGACUCCAAAUGACAGCAGCAGAAGACAAUGUGGACAAGUUGUGUGCUUUGGCCCAGGAGCGCCUGAAACUCUACAGGCAACAUCUGCCAAAGCCAGGAGACCUGUUGCAGCAUGAAGAUGGCCACUCUCCUCUGCAUAGCCUGGAGCAGGCUGCUGUCCACUAUGCAUCAGCUAUCAGACUUAACUCCAGAGAUGCCAGGCUUCACUUCCAGCUGGGUGUCGUGCUGGAGGAGCACCAUUACGCUACAGAGAUGUACGGCCUGCAGAGGAAGGCUGACAGAGAGAAAAAUGAUUUAAGUGAUGCCAAAUCAACAGCACAUCAGGAUGACAUCUUGGCUGUGUGUAAACUGCACGGUUUCCUUGGAACACCCACAGUAGAGAACCAGCUGCAGGCUCUGGAUAAAGAGUAUCAUCUGCUCAAAGAGCAGGGACAGUCCAGCAAAGCAGACUAUGUUCAGACUCUCUACAUCUGGCUUUCUAAGAACACUGGCAAGGACAUCAAUGCAACUAUGCAGGAUAAAGAGAGCUAUGUCCACCGAGCCCUUCUGAAGUACCUGGAUGCCUGGUCUCUGUGCCCAGAAAGCUGGGAGUACAGCCUCCAUGCAGGAAGGCUGCUGCUGCUGCAAGGGAGGGAAAGGGAAGCCCUGCUGCACUUUCACAAUGGGCUGGCCCUACGGCCCCUACACCCUGCACUCAGAUUCUUCGCAGGCCUGGGUCUGCUACUGCAGGAACAGAAAGCCUCUGAGGAUGCAGAGAAGGAGGCUGCUCUGUUCUUACAACAGGGACUGGAGCACUUUAUCAGCCAGCGCUGCAGCAAGAGCUGGGAGGAGCAGGAUCUAUCGGACCCUCUGUCCAGCCUCAACACACAGUUCCUACGAGGCCUUCUUACUCUGGGGCAACUGCAGCAGAGAAACACAUUAUGCACAAAGGCCAUGAGUGCUGAACAGGUCUAUUAUAUUGUGGCAAUGCUGAGUGCCCAGAGUGUGAGUCAGUGUGUGCGUCGUGGUGAGGUGAGCAGGCAGCUGGAGUGGGUGCUGCUGGAUGCUCACUUUGCCCUGCUGCAGAGGCUGACCCAGCAGAGUGAAUGCCAGGCUAAGACUGGCAUUGAGAGGCAGUCUCUGGUGGCAAAAAGAUGCCAGGCCCUCACAGCUCUAAUACGUCACACCUCUAUCACUCCCUGUCAGGAACUUCUUGACAUGCAGGAAAGGACGUGCCACCUUGCAGUAGUAACCACACCGCGUGACAGCCAUGCCCUUUGUCUCUUGGGUCUGGCACAGCUGGCUCAGUACGACAAUAACCCAAAUUCAGAAAGGUCAAAGGAAGCCAUAAGUGAUGCCUUUCUCAGCCUCCAGGCCAGCAUUGAGCUGGAACUCAAGACUCAGAUUGGAGAGCCCCCUGAACAGCUGACCAAACAAAAGUGGUGGCAGGAAAAGGUGGAGGUUAAAACUAAGGAAGCUGCCAAGCAGUCCAUCACCCAGCCAGCUGGUGUAAAGCCUUGUGACAUCAAAUUGGCAAAAAGAGGAGUGCAGCAGGUCAGGGGAGGUUCUAGGUUUGUAGCAGUAGCUGUAACCAAAGCACCGGCUCCAGCUCCCGUCAGGGGAGGGAAGGCUGUCCGGAAUCCAGCCAAAACCCCUGCAGCCAGGGGGAGUUCUGGAGCAGCUGCCAAGCCAGAUAGGGUGAAACUUUCUAGUAAUAACACUAAACCUCAGCUCCCGCUCAACAAGUCUAAACAGGACAGUUUCUCUGAUACUUUAAGGACAGCUGAGGUUGCUGUUACAGAUAAAAUCCAUGAGUCCAGUCUGGUGAACCGCAGAUCUCAUGCAGCAAGACUGGGUCUGGCUCGAGCCUACUCACGAUCUCCAAACACCCAGGACCAAGCAAAACAGCUAUACCAAGAGGUCAUCGCAAUGACACCAGAGAUCCAUGAUGCCUACAUUGAGCUUGCGCAGCUGCUGGAGCCAUCCAACCCUCAGGCUGCUUUGGAUGUAUACUGCAAAUUUCCUUUGAAGCCUGUGGCUGAGCAAAACUUCGAAGAUGCCUUCAUCACAGGAGAGAUUGUGCGCAUGCUGAUGUCUCAGGAGCAGUACGACCACCCACAGCUGGGCCCCAGCCUCAUAGCUUAUGGCAAAGUCAUGGGCCUAAGUUGCAUAGAGCAUUACAUUCAUAUUUUGGAUGGAAAGUGUAAGACCAAGCUGCUAAAGACCAUCUAUGCGGGGAUUCACAACAGACAAGAGGAUGAUGAGGAUCUGCAGACCUUCUUUAAGUUCAAGUGCUGGAUAUGAUGUUUUUGGUUGUUUGCCUUGUUGAUGUAAAAAAUUCCCAUCUUUUGUCUUAAUUUGGAGUCUUCAGUUUAAUCCUGGUCUCUUCUUCCUGGCUGCUGUGUAUGGUAGGGCAUUCACCAUCUAGCCUUUUAAAUGGCCCCCCACAUUUCAUUUCAAAGUGUAAAUGACCAUUAAUGUUGUCUUCAAAAGAAAUGGGACACACUAACACCUAUAGUAGCAUGCAAAUCAAAGGGGUGACGUGCAACUGUGAUUGAGCCUUUGUGUGUUCAUAAACAAAACUACUUAUCUUGACUACAAUUACUACUGCAGUAUGAAAUAAGCCAUUGGUAUUUGGUUAAAGCCACUGAGAAAUCCUUUUGUUUUUAUUCAAAUACAGAUUUAAUUAGGAAAAACACCUCUUGAAAAUGUCAUUUGAAAAGCCACAACUUAAACAAUAGACAAAAGUGAACUACAACAAUGUUCACUGACAGUGCAACAACGGAAAACUUUUCAGUUUCCUCCUACAAAAACAGAAAUUGAUGAGAGAAAAUAAAUCUUGAUCCCACAGUAA
Molecule: messenger RNA, 3141 nt
Organism: Oreochromis aureus
Lineage: Eukaryota; Metazoa; Chordata; Actinopteri; Cichliformes; Cichlidae
Exons: 16
Coding region: 138-2591 (817 amino acids)
Molecular function (GO): protein binding
Source: RefSeq, a predicted model, not a curated record